GAAAUAUUUCCUCUACUUAUGUUUCGAUCACCUUUUAUUCUUUGGGUAUCAGUCACUGCAGUGUUUAAAUCCAGUUGAGUCCCGUGUGAAAGACAGGGGGCAGACGCACACCGACAGAAGAGAAGAGAAGAGUCAGAGUCAGACCCCACCCAGCAGUAGGUGGAUCAGUUUUGGGAGGAGGAGCGCCCAUAUCAGCAUUAACACAGACGGUACCUACUGUAGUGUAGAGACAGGCAGGGAGGGAGGAAGGAAACCCUCUGAGGGGCAGACAAAAGAGCUCGCUGAAGUGUGUUUACCUCCUUUGGUACAAGAGGUUUCCACACGGACGAGGCGGAGUAGUUCAGCAGAAACUCUGGGAUUUAUUACACUUUUGACUUUUAUGUUCUACUUUUGGAAGUUAAUUUUUUUUUCUUGCUUUGGACCAGUGGAUCCUAUUUGGACUUGCAUUAAUAUUAUUUUGACAUAUAUGUAUGUAUAUAUAUAUAUGUAUAUGUACAUAUAAAUAUAUCACAGACAGCUUGACAUCGUGUUAUUCUCGGAGCCAGCGGUUAUGUCGCGCCACUGACAUGCAACCUCCGUCCAGACCACCAAACCAGUCCGAUGGCUCGACCGAAGUAACGGCAAGAGAGGAGAGCGGAGGAGAUCCACACGUCGACGGUGCCGCUGGAGCCUCGGCGCAAACGUCCCGUUCGAACGACGGCGGCGGCGGCGGCGAGCGGAGCUUUGGCCACCGCGGCUCCACCGGAGGAGGAGAGCUGGCGGACUCGCCGCCCCGGUGCAGAACCAAAGCCAUCUCCCCUCUCGACAGCCUAGGCGUGUUUCAGAAGAGGUCUAUAUUCAGCUACCCUCGCCGCUCCUCCAGUGGAUAUUUCUCCUUCGACGGCGAGUCGCUGCCGAGCUCCCCGCUCUCCCCGAGGCCAGCGACGGCUGACAGAGCCACGCAGACUCCGAGCCCCACCAGCCAGGUGAUGAAACACUUCUUGCAGCGCAUGACCGAGGCGCACGGCAGAGGACCGGGGACGCAGCAGCUGCACGGAAGCUCUCCCAACCCCUCUAGCACACAGCAACGCAACGCAGCAGGGGACAUGCAGACGGAGGCAGUAAUCGGACAAGAGCUCCGACGCAUUGGGGACGAUUUCAACAGACUCCUUCUGUUAAGGGGGGUGGCAGGUGGACAUAGACCAGUUGUGAUCCCUCAGCAGCAGCUGCCGCACAUCCACCAGGAGCCCACCGUGCUGUUGUGUGUGGGCAUCCUGCUCCUUGUGAUUGGACGGAUAAUCUACUUGCAAGGCGGUAUGAACAACCAGGACCACGCUCAGGUCUAGAGUUGGGAAACCCAGCAGACGUAGCAUUUUUCUUAAAUAAUGUAUAUGUGUCAUUGGAUCUAUCACAUCUUGAAUCUUCUUUUUGUUUUGGGGGACCUAAUUUUAACUCUCCAUCCUUCUCUUUCCCAAAGAGAGAUAGAGACUUUGGACUCUGUUUGUCUUAAUUUUGAUGGAGAUUAUUUGUUAAGGAACUCUAAAAUGCCUGUAUUUUUGUUUUUGCACCUGUGUUUUUCCUUCAUGGUCUCUGAGCCUUUGCGAUGCUACCAAAGAGCCAGAACAUUGCACUCCUUUCCAGCACAGGGGUUGUCAUGUCACCUGAGUAUGCCACCUGAGUAUGCCUAUGGAAAUUCAAAUGUGCCUUGUACAGUUUCCUUUUUACUUUUUUAGCUUCUUUUAAGAUGUUUUUAUUGUACAGAGCUUAUGAGUUCCUUGGGUGAUCAACUCUGCAGACCCAGGGUUGUUAAAGUAUGUCGAUCCAGUUUAAGAACUCUUCCCCAAUCUUCUCCCUCAAAAGAUCUGGGCAGAGAAAAAUGAUCUUGCACUCCUGUCACAAUAGGAUCCAGCAUGCAACAGACUCAUGGCCUGUGUGGGAACCAGCUGGGCCAAAGCUAGCAUUUUUAUCCAACAUUUUUUCCACACAAUGUUCCUAAAAUACUGUGCCAUUUAACCUUUUUCUACCAUGAAAUACCACAUCUUGUUAUGCCUGCUUCAUAAGUUAAUAAGGGUCAACUGUACAUCAGCGUUUUCAGCCACAGAAAUGUAAUGUGUCCUGAUAAUUUGAGUGGCCAACUAAAUGAGGUCUUGAGUAAAGAGAUCAGCAAAUGCCAUGUCAUGGUGUAUUUUGCUGACCUCUACAACCCCAUUCAGACUAGAUCAAUAUUGCAGAGAGAGGUGAGAUGAGUAAUGAAAUAUGUGCUGUGGUCCUCAGCAUCUUAACUCCUUGAAAAUAUCAGCACAGUCAAUGUUAAGCUUACCCAGCUUUCCCUAAAAAUGAAUCCAGUUCAAAUACAGUUUACCAUAAUCUGGAUUAAUGAUAAAGUGUCAUUUUGUUCCGUGUCAUAUUUUAAUAACCUGGCUCAAAUUUUCCUCCUACCACAAAUAUAUAAUCAGGUAAUCUGUAACCCAGAUUAUUAUUCCCUCAAUGGUACUUUAAGUAGAUGCACAAAAUUUGCAGAUUUUAGUAAAUCAGGAAAAAAAAAUAGAGAAAUUUCUUGUCAUCCUAUUAAACAGCAGUUGGUACACAAUAGACUGUAUGACCUGUUCAUGUGUAAACUGAACCUGCCCAGACAGAUUUUACCCUCUCUAUUGUUUUAUGUUUAAAAAAUACCCACUGAUACUAGUAAGAUGAUACUGUACCAACCUUCGAGUAACUGAUAUCAGUCUUCCUCUGUACAGAAAAGCCUGUGUUUCUGUAACCACUAGAGUCACUAGGCACAUGACUGCCCGCACAUCUCACUAAAGUCUAACUUGAAAUAUUUCCAAAAACUUCAGAAUCACAUUUAUCACCACAUAUAAUCUGUGUAUACGUAUUCAUUUUAAAAAAAUGACGGUAAAAAAAGCAUUAAGGGGCCUCAUUUUCCUCUUUGCUGUGGUUGUAUUCAGCAUUAAAACAAAGAUUUUGCACGUUACAUUACAUUUUAAUACUUGUUACUAAGCUGCCCAAUUAGUGGAGUGAAACUCAAAAGAGCAAGAUGAUGAACAAAAUUAAUAAUUACAUCAUGUCAAUCAUUUAAACCGUUAAACAGUGUACUUUUCUGCUGUCGUGUUUACUCAUCCCUUUGCAUUACAAACCGUAGUUUGACAUUAUUAUUAUAUUCAAAGCAUUUUUCUUUAAGUUUUCAAUCAGUACUGUCUUCCAAUGUUCUUUGUUUCAGGCUCUAUAUUUACCAUUAGCAGUCAGACUCAUUGUAGCUGUGAUGUAUUGGUUUGUUGACAAGGUCAUGUUAUCUGUUUAUUAGUGCAGUGAUUCAGACCCAGCCAAGUCUCCUCACGCCUGCCAGGUCAUUAAACACUCUCAGAGAGAGAUUUCUGGACAGAAACCAAACACUGAAUAAUGCAGAGUCAAAGAGGGUUUUGUUACUGACUGGUUACCUAACAAUAACAGCAAACAGUGGUGAUACAGGCUUCAGAUUAAGUACCUUUUUUCUUAUCUUUGUGUACAUAUCAGUUCUGGCAAUUAUUUUUAUUUAUUAGGUCUUGGCUUAUGAGUACUAAAAUGCAUGUUAGCAGUCAUAGGUGAUUAAAACUGAACCAGAGCUGAUGAUAAACAGCUGUGUGAAAACCUUAUAUGCAAAAUAUGAAAUGCCUGCUCUCUUGUAUGCACAAAUAUUCCUCUUAUUUGGAGGAUGCAGUGUAGAAUAUGUCUGUGUCUCUAGUUAUCUGUACAAUUUGAAAUAUUUGAAGACAGGGUGUUUAACAAGAAUUAUGCAAGGAAAAAAGUGACCCAAGCACCUUAUUUUACCAAGAGUGCAUACAUGUUCAGCACGAGGGAUGCUGACCAGAUGUACAUUUGCCAAACCAACCGGUAAAUCCUCAUCACUGAAGCCAUCUUUCUUGGAGGAGGAAUAAUUUCUGGCCAUUUUUCUAGCAACACAGUACUAAACAUCAAACAUUAUAUAUUAAAUGUCCAGGGAUGCAGGGUGGAUGUUGACCAAAGAGAUUUGUGCAAAACUGAUUAUUUUCUGGGUUCUGUUUUAACUGGUACAAGUGAAUAUUACCAACUUCUGUGCCACCCUGUAAUUUAUUUUGCUUGGUACCAAAAUCACAUCAGCUGCAGUGAGUGUCUGCUUCAGCCUGACUGGAAUAAAAAUGUAAUUAGAGAUGUAAUUUGUUGCUCUACGCUUGGCAAGAUCAAUCUGUGUCAGAAAAGUCCUUGAAAGCAGUUUGGCCGAGAUCUGAAUAAGUUCAAUUUCAGGAAUCACACUUAACGCAUUUAAAGCUUUACUCUUCGUUGGGAGUUCAUCUGUUUCAAAUCAAAGUCUCUGUCAGCAACAUUGCAGAUAUUGUGUUGUUAUUUGUGUCACAUGUGUUGAAUUUAAUCGCUAGUUUCUCCCUGUGAGGUUGUCCAGACAAGAACAGCAAACACCAAAACAGCAACAGAAGUUUGUCGUAACACAAUCAAUAACCAGAUUCAACCAAAGUACGUUUGAGUCACUCUUGGAUGUUUGCACAGUUCUGUCAACACCAUCACAGAUUAAAUGUGAUCCUGGCUUUCAUCAUUCCUAAACUCGCGUUUCAGCAACUCUGUCACCUGUGUAACUGCACGUUUUAAUGGUUAAAUCAGCUGUUCAGCAUCAAACUUCCGACACUGAGGUGCCAGAUUAGUGUCAGGUUGUCUACUCAGUAAAUGAAGCUUGUUGACAUUUGUUACUGCACAUAAUGGACAUGGUGAAGACAAGGGUGAUUCAUUUCUAUGGAUAAACUCGACACGAGAACCUGCUUUUGUACAGAUGUAGACAUCCCUCACACUAAUUCGCCUCUGACUCAACAACAGUCACACAGAAAGUUGCCGGUCGUAAACAAUGGAUUAGUAUACAAGUACACAAAUAAACUACAGCACCAGUGCAUAAACCCAGGGGCAGGGCCAGAAUCUGAUUGGCCACACAUCAUUUCUUGUUGGAAACAAGUCAAACAACUACAAAGAGACACAAAACGACCACACAGAGACACAAAAUGGCCACAGAGAUUUGGAUCAACCAAAAAGACUCACAAAAUGACCAUAAACAGUUGUGUGUCCGGGGGUCUUGCUCAUAUGUAGAAGGCAUUUUACAUACCUGCAUUCAGGGACCUGUUUGUUGCGUAAUCUGUCCAUGGCUGUCAGAUGUGUGGAGUUAGAAAUAGCAGCCAUUUAUUAAUGUUAUUUCAUAUUAGAAUAUUUAAAGUUGUUUAUCUGAAAUUCAUUUAUUACACUGAACAAUGUGACUAUUAUAUCAUACCCAGUCCCACUGCACCCCAUUAAAAGGUUUUUAAACCGGCCCCUGGGUAAAGCUAUGUUUGUCCAAUUUUCAUUUUUCAGUCACUUAAAAGUGUAAAAGUUUCAAGCCAUGCUGUAUCACACUACUUUCUGUUUCUAGUUGUUUUCCCUCCUCCUUCUAGUCCUUUCCUGGUAGAGAAACAACUAAGACAUUUCACAUUAGUGACGUACUAUGUAUUUUUUGGAAAUGCAAACAUCUCACGCUUGUCUUCCUGUGCUCCAAAUUUACUUGCUUUGCUUCUCCUCCACUGUGACACUGAGAGCGCUGUGACUGCAUGUUGAUUUGUGAUAUUGUGCCAUGUGAAACCUAAGACCUCAUUUUGAAGUACUGUAUUACAGCUGGAGUGUGAGAGAAGAGCAUGGCAGGGAGGAAACUGAAAGAUGAAUUACGGUCUUCUGAAACUGAUAUGGAAACCUGGUAAUGUGUUGAUUCACCGCCUAACUUCUGUAGGUGCUACAGUGCAGAAACAGUUGCGCGACAUUCAGGGUUUUACUGGCUCGCAUUGAUGCUGCUGGAGCUUCUUUGGCAAAUUGUGCUGCAGAUUUGUACUCGUUUGAGCUUUUCAGAUUAAUGGAACAGGAGAAUCAUUCAAAGUUCAUGAUCUUUUGACAGGAAAACUAAACAUGUAUACUUAUGUUUUCAUUGGAAUUGUUCAAAAGUUAAAACAUAUGAAGUAUAGGGGGCCCAGAGACACUGUGGUGUGAUGUGCUUCGCUGCAAAUGCUGUACAGAAAUGCAACUGUUGGAGCCUGUUUGUGCAGAAAUAGAAACAAACUAAUCUGAACGACUCCAAGUGACCCAGUACAACUGUAGCAAUGUUUUUUUUUUUUUAUGUACUGUUAUCGUACACUGAAAAUAUUGUAAUUAUGCUUUUUAAUUGCUGUAAAUAAAGCAUUCACAUCUUUUUACAUUAAACUGCUUGAGAGA
Molecule: messenger RNA, 6225 nt
Organism: Lates calcarifer (barramundi perch)
Lineage: Eukaryota; Metazoa; Chordata; Actinopteri; Centropomidae
Product: bcl-2-like protein 11
Exons: 4
Coding region: 471-1325 (284 amino acids)
Source: RefSeq, a predicted model, not a curated record